AUGUCGACGAACGGCUCUGACCCCUCGCAACCCGAGGCGACAAGCUCCAACAAUCGAUUCCCGAUCGCAAAGGCAGCCGCAGUUGGGAGGUUCAAGUCGUUCGCAGGGUCUUUCGUACCAAAGAAGAAGAAAAAGUCGGAGCCAUUAUUUCCGCCACCCUCAUGGAACAUUGAAGACUUCAACCCUUCCUCCACGAACUGGACCAUACCUUCGCCAGAACCAGCACCACCGCCAGAAAUCCAGACAGGGGCUACCACGGAUGCCGCUCAACAGGAUGCGAACGAGGUGGUAGAGGUCGAGCCAGUCACGUUGGCCAAGAGACUGCGGGCGAUGAUUGAGUUGCUCCCCAUUCCCGGUAGUCUCGUCCCGAGUUCCUCGACGCCUUCGUCGAGCGCAAUCACACCCAAGAACGAGUCUCCAUCCGAACAGACUGCAUCUAACCAUGCGGCCACCACUACAACGCCACCCAUACCGCCGGAUAUGGACAAGAACCUUGUUCAGAUCCUCUCGGACGAAGAAGUCAUGAACGGGGACAACAAAGGCAAAGGCAAAGGUCGACCAGGGGUAUGGAAUCUGUUGGCAGGACUGCGGAAGAACGACGCGAGCCGACCUGAAGGGGCCGUUUCGCCCAUCGAGGAACAGGAGGGUGGUGUCAUGAUGUACGCUCCCCUGGAUCCCAAAUCCGAUUCUGUGGUGGAACUGGCCCGUACCGAGACCAUCAGGUCAACCGAUUCAUCCACUGUCACAAGUCCCUCUUCCUCCAACCCAUCCUUACCUUCACCUGAGCCCGCGGAAAUCAAGCUAUGGGUUCCGUCGACGACAGAGCUUUCGGUUCUCACAACGUGGUGGGGUUAUCGAUUGUACCUUCCCCCUCCAGUUAUGGCGAAGUUGGGUGCGACGUCUGUGAAGGCUGCUGCCAGGGCUGCUAUGAUCACGAGUGCUCUGAAGUGGUUGAUCGACAAGAUACCGAUUUUGCUUAUUCCUGCGCAGUUCAGGCCUGCGAUCAAGAUGCUGAAGUCGUUGACUCCAUUCGCGGGAUAUGUUGGGGUGUUCAUAGCAUGGAGUUGGGAUCGGAUACGAGCCCUUGAUGAAGGUAACGGUGUCGUUUUGACAGCCACCUGGCUGCUACCUGUUGCCCUAAUACCGAUGGCAUGGGACGCUGGUGACAUCUUUGGACCCAAACUUCCACCCGAGAUCGAAGAAGAUAUUAAACACGCGGGAGAUGAUAAAGGAGAGAAAGACGAUGGCAAGGAUAAGAAGGGUCAAGCGGCGGAGACGAAGCCUUUGAAGAAGUCGCGGUUCGUGUGGUGA
Coprinopsis cinerea okayama7#130 is the source of this 1311-nucleotide messenger RNA. RefSeq lists its product as hypothetical. The coding region runs from base 1 to 1311 and encodes 436 amino acids. The record is from RefSeq and is a predicted model, not a curated record. The transcript has 2 exons. Lineage: Eukaryota; Fungi; Basidiomycota; Agaricomycetes; Agaricales; Psathyrellaceae.